This is a messenger RNA of Daldinia vernicosa, 525 nucleotides long. RefSeq names its product Alb1-domain-containing protein. Lineage: Eukaryota; Fungi; Ascomycota; Sordariomycetes; Xylariales; Hypoxylaceae. The coding region runs from base 1 to 525 and encodes 174 amino acids. Gene Ontology annotation, biological process: ribosomal large subunit export from nucleus. The transcript is spliced from 2 exons. The record is from RefSeq and is a predicted model, not a curated record. Gene Ontology annotation, cellular component: preribosome, large subunit precursor; nucleolus.
AUGGCUAAGGGCGCGAUAUCAAAGAAGAGGAAGGCUCCCUCCGUUCACUCGCGGGCCGCAAGACGUGCUACGUCUCCAAGUAUUGAUACGGACAAGUCCCUGAAGAACGUCAAACCUCCUGCCGAAUCAAUCGACCAUCGCCCUUCUGUGCUUGCCAUACAUCAGGGAGCGGGAGUUUCGAAAAAGACGACGAAGAGUAGGAACAUGAGCUCUAAAGCAAGAAGGAGGCAUGAGAAAGGACAGGAUCGUGCUGCAAACAUUAUGGAGAGGACGGAACGGAAAAUUGCCAAAAGCAAGGGCCAAGCCCGAACAAUUCAGACACGAAGGAAAGCCUGGGACGAGAUCAACAACCAAAUACCCGCAAACAAGAGUGAAUCUCAAGGAGAGGUGGACAAUGGAGAAGACGAACUAUCGGAAUUGGAUGAAGAGAUGGAUGAUGCACAGCUUGACAAAGCCCAUGAUGGCGCUACGUCGGCGGACAAGGUUCCUUUACAAGAAGUAGAAGAUGACGAUGAGAUCCUUUGA